AUGUACUCAUGGGUAGGGGCUUCGCCGCUGGCGAUGAUCGACGACAUGCGGAGCCGGCGCCGCGGCUUGCCCUAUCGCGUUUCUCGCGUACGCUGUGUUUUUUCUUCUCUAGGUGCAUCCACAGGCACAAUGUCGGGAACAAAGAAGGCUGAACAAAUAGAGUUGCAGGGCGACACGUGGCGCGUAUGCAACUUUGUUGAUAAGAAGGAUAUCAUAAAAAUUGGUUCAGCUACGAUGAAACAGAAGGUCCAGAUCCAGGACUGCAAAGGAGUGGGUGUUCAGAUUGAGGCCAAGGUCAAUUCUGUCAUCAUCGACAACUGUGAAAAUAUCCGGCUGUGCGUUGGCAGCCUCAUUUCGGGGGCAGAGUUUGUCAACUGCCGUAAAGUGAAGUUCCAGGUUACCGGUACUUGCCCUUCAAUUGCAAUCGACAAGUGCUCUGGUGUAGAUCUCUACGUCUCGAAAGACAGCAAAAAUGUCGAGAUUACAACUAGCAAGUCAGGGGAAAUGAAUCUGAAUUUCCCGAAGACAGAUGACGAUGACGGAGACUGGAUAGAACUGCCCAUCCCCGAGCAGUUCCACCACCACGUCAGAGACGGUGUGCUAGAUACCCGGGUAUCCGAGCUCUACUCCCGCUGA
This is a messenger RNA of Besnoitia besnoiti, 636 nucleotides long. RefSeq names its product putative cyclase-associated protein. The record is from RefSeq and is a predicted model, not a curated record. Gene Ontology annotation, molecular function: actin binding; adenylate cyclase binding. Gene Ontology annotation, biological process: regulation of adenylate cyclase activity; cytoskeleton organization. Lineage: Eukaryota; Apicomplexa; Conoidasida; Eucoccidiorida; Sarcocystidae. Gene Ontology annotation, cellular component: cytoplasm. The coding region runs from base 1 to 636 and encodes 211 amino acids. The transcript is spliced from 4 exons.